This is a messenger RNA of Lasiosphaeria miniovina, 1149 nucleotides long. Its product is annotated as aldose epimerase-like protein. The transcript is spliced from 5 exons. Bases 1 to 1149 code for a protein of 382 amino acids. Gene Ontology annotation, biological process: beta-D-galactose catabolic process via UDP-galactose, Leloir pathway; glucose metabolic process. Gene Ontology annotation, molecular function: aldose 1-epimerase activity; carbohydrate binding. The record is from RefSeq and is a predicted model, not a curated record. Lineage: Eukaryota; Fungi; Ascomycota; Sordariomycetes; Sordariales; Lasiosphaeriaceae.
AUGCGAGUACCUGGAGUACCCUUUGCUCUUGCUGUAGCACAGACAGCAUAUUGCCAAGAUAUUCCGAAGCCUGCGGCUGAUGGAAGAUACACCAUUUCCGCCCAAGGCAUCAGAGCACAGUUCAUCCCCUACGGCGCCACACUGACCAAUCUCUUUGUCAAUGACAAAAGCGGCGUAGAGACCGACGUCGUUCUGGGUUAUGACGAUGCCGCAUACUACGCCAAGGACACAAGCCAUCCCACGUACAACUCGAUUCCGGGGCGCUACGUCAACAGAAUUGGCAAGGCACAGUUUACAAUCGAUGGCAAAUCAUAUAAAACGCAGCGGAACGAUGGCCAAAACACACUUCAUAGCGGCACGAAUAACUGGUCAUACCGUGUGUGGAACGUCACCGCCGCUGCUAGCGACUCUAUAACUUUUUCGAUCACGGAUGCAGAGGGGGAGUCGACGGGGAUGCCUGGCCGGGUGAAUGCAAACGUCACCUAUAGCGUCGCUAACGGGACUUGGAACAUCAAGAUGAUGGCAGAUUCUCCGGAAGCCAAGACACCCCUCAUGCUGACUCACCACACCUACUUUAAUCUCGACGCAUACAAGAACCCGGCCACAGCAUUGAUCUGGGACCACACGCUAUCAAUGCCGUACGCCAAACGAUACCUCGCCAUUGAUAGCAACGCCCUCCCAACAGGCCAGAUCCUCACCGCCGCAGCAGGAAGCAUCAAUGACUUUGCGAGCAAGCCUAACAUUACACUCGGCCACGCCAGAAGCAGCACGCAGUUCCGCGGCAACUGUGGCGGUAGUUGCGAGGGGUACAACGGGUAUUGGAUCUUCGAUGACGUGCCUGGGAAGGACACACCAGCGCUGGCCCUCGCGAGUCUCUGGUCCGGGAUCAAGGCUGAGCUACGCACAAAUCAACCUGGUGUGGUGCUGUACAGCUGUGCUUGGUCGGAUGGGUCGGCGAACCUCAAGCGCACGCAAGGAACUGGGUCGAGGAAGAAGGUGGAGAAGAGUUCUUGUGUGGCUAUCGAGGCGCAGGAUUACGUGGAUGGGAUUAACCAUCGUGAAUGGGGCCGCGUUGAUGCUCAGAUUACAGGUCCGGGAGGAACGUACCUCUGGGAAAGUUCGUGGAGAUUUGGCUUGAUAAGUCCUUGA